UACUGCAGGGACAUCAGUGCUAAGGCAUGAACACGGUCCACAGACGGAUGAGCAUGUGGCUCUGUUCAAACUAAUGUGGAUAUUAACCUAAGCAGGCAAGCCCACAUUUUUUUCCACAUACGCAGUCAUUAUAUUUUUAGAUUAAAUUUUUUAGUCUGCACACAUGAUCAUGGAAAGUGUAAAUUAAGCUUUAGGUGUGGUUACAGAUGCAGCAGAGCACACACUCCAGAGGUGAAACACACUUGACACUUUCAGUCGCAGAGGGAAGUGAAACGCUGCUUUUUUAAGUUCUUCUCUAAAGUAACCACCACUGCCAGUCUGAGCUGUGCCAGUCUUCUCGCCACGCUGAGAUAACAAGUUACCAGGGCAGAAGAGAAGGUCGUUACCCCUGCACGUACGGCGUGUGUGUGCAUGAACCUCGUUUCAUUUGAGCAGUUGGGUUAUGCAUUUGCAUUCAUGCUGCUGAGUGCUGUGCUGGACUGGUCAUGUUGAUAACGUCACUCUGACUGGGACAAACAAACACACGGCGGGUCAGAAACAGAUAACAAGCUGACCUGUUGCACACUCUGGCUAGACAGACAGAUGCAGCCAUGAUCCUGACUGGUCGCAGUCCGUGUCUCCCCUCUCAGGCCACCGUCCGGGAGCUGUUCUUUGUGGCUCGAGACGCCAGCAUCAUCCCGGACAUCUCCUUGGAUCCUGUCCUCACCACCUUCCUCUCGCUGGACUCCUCGGCCGCGCUGCAGCAUCAGUAUGGCUUCGUACAGCGAGGGAUGAGCAGGGAGCAGCAGUCUGCGUUCGGCCUGAGCUUGACUGAAAAGCUGGGCGGCAGCAGCAGGGUCACCCAUGGAGGCGUCGGCGUCGUCGCUCUGGCUCUGUCCAUGCUUUUUGACCAGGUGGCCCAACAAGUCCGAGGACAAAGCACAACAGAGGGGAACAUGUCAUCUCAGAGCUCUCAGCCCAAGAGGAUUUUCGGUAUCAGCAGUUCUUCGAGAAUCGGUUGGAUUAUCCACAGAUACCUCCUCCUGGUUCCUGGCAUUGCCAACAACCAGGAGAAGAUGGCUGAGACAACAGAGCUCUUUGACAACUGGCUGAAACUUGAGCUGCUUGAUCACUAUGAGAGGAUGACCAACAAGAAGAGAAUGAGUUCAGUGUCCAUGCAGCAGUGGUUGGCAGGCGCCGCAUUUCAUCUGCACAUGAGAAUUCAUCAGGUGCGUCUGAACUCUGUGCCGCUGGGUUCAGCUGAGUCCCUGCGUCGGUCUUACAAGUCAGGUUUGAGUCGCCUGGUCCAGGACUACAGUACCUAUCUUUACAGAAACAUUCAGGAGACUGCACCUCCAGGACCCGGAAGAGCCAGACCCAGGACAGCCAGUGGACCAAGACAAACUAAUACAUUUAGAAUAACCAACACGACCUGCUCAGGUAAUGACCUUUUAAAUGGCACCUCAUCCGAUAAACUUAAUGAGACGACCACAGCCAACGCAACCGCGAACACACGCAGAAUUUGUAAAACUGGUGGAUCCAGUCGAGACUUUGAACUCAGUGUGCCAAAAGGACGCAAUGAGACCACUGUAAGUGUGAGAAACAGAAAGACACCCAACAGUCCUACUGGCUACAGCAGGGCUGAGGGUGUCAGCAGUCUCGGUCUCUUAGUCAUUGAGCCACAGAGGAACGUGAGUCACAAUGUGCAGCACCACCCAUGUGAGUCUCCAGCCAUACAGCAAGCUUUGGUGACUCGUAUUGUUAAUGCUCAGGACCUGGACCGGAACAGGAACUUUUUCCGGUACCCUGAAAAAGUUUUCCACAGCCUGUUUAGGCAGAGGGAUGACUUUGAGCUAAAGACAAAUUAGACAGCCGUGAAUGUUGUGGGGCUAAAUCUUUCACUAAUCACAUACAGUCCAACAAAUGAACCUUGCAUUGCGCCGAUCUCCUUCACAAACUGCCACCUCGUCAGUCACUUAGGCCAUCUUUUUUAUUUUCUGUCAGUCUGUGUGAAAGUGGGUGUCAUUCCCCUUUCUCAUGCAGAAACAGAAACAUUAUCAGUUGAAUCCCUGACAGCUGAAGGACAUGAAAAUUGGAAAGAGAGGGGAUGACACGCAGUAAAGUAUACAACAGUAAGGACUCAGCCUCAGUAUGCUGUGCACACGCUGUACCAGCUGAGCUACCAGGACGCCCCCUCCAACGCCACACCACACCACAAUAGAUGGGCUGAUUCCAGACGCUGAGGAGACGGCCUGAGGUGGAACAUCUGACCGAGUCGAGGGGGGACAACAACCUCAUCCUUCACACCUCAAUAUGUGGCUUCCCUAUAUGUCCUGACUGAUGAAAACUGUGGAGUGUGUGUGUGUGUGUGUGUGUGUGCCCUGAACCUCUGCUAUCCCACAGGACAAUAAGAUCCUGCAUCAGCAGACUGAGGAACAGCGUCUUUCCCCACUUAAACACAGAGCAGAUACCACAUGACAGAUACUUGAGUUCUGUCUCGAGUGUACUUGAGUAUAAUCACGAUAAAGAUCAUCCACACAUUCUCAAAGAAAUCAGUGACCUCAUCUGUUCAGCUGAUCCAUAACUUCAGCAGUCAGACAAGUGUUGUGGAGUAAGAAUGCAAUAUUUCCCUCUGAAAUGCAGUGCAAUGAAAGUUCCUCAAGUUUUUAUAUAAGUAUGGUAAAUGUUCCCAGUUAUUUUGUGACACUGGAAAUAAACGGAAUUUAUUUG
Scatophagus argus is the source of this 2709-nucleotide messenger RNA. RefSeq lists its product as uncharacterized. Lineage: Eukaryota; Metazoa; Chordata; Actinopteri; Scatophagidae. The record is from RefSeq and is a predicted model, not a curated record. Bases 591 to 1847 code for a protein of 418 amino acids. The transcript has 3 exons.